AUGACAUGCAGAGAAGCCGACAGAAGGGGAAGCAACGGUGGGGGCAGGAUAUACGACGUAUCAUUGGCUCGUUCUGCGUUAGUCAGCCGAUACUCCGUCUCGUCGGAGAUUCCACGGGUUAUUGAUGACUUUGAGUCCCUCCUCCUUGACAGUCCGGUCCGACUUCGUGAUGGAUCAUCUGCAUGGUUCGAGGUUACGCGGAUUCAUAUCUGCACGUAUCCAGAUCAUUCAUUCGGCGGUCUCCUUGAUGCUCAACAGAUGAACCAUGCCGUCCGCUAUACGAUAUCGCAAUCUUCUACGAAGUUGGCUUGUCUGCAGAUAGCGGCGGAUACGUACCACAGAGUAUACUUACUACGAGUAGGUAUAAAUGGGCCGGAUCGGUGA
Talaromyces marneffei is the source of this 384-nucleotide messenger RNA. RefSeq lists its product as uncharacterized. The transcript is spliced from 2 exons. The coding region runs from base 1 to 384 and encodes 127 amino acids. The record is from RefSeq and is a predicted model, not a curated record. Lineage: Eukaryota; Fungi; Ascomycota; Eurotiomycetes; Eurotiales; Trichocomaceae.